GCUAUGCUCAGUCCUCGCAAUGUGUUAGCUCCUCGCGACUCUAUCCGUACAUCGCUCCAGCCAGCGCGUAUUACAGCGCUGCGGAAACAUCAAACACCUCCGUUAUCCCAGUUCGCAAGACGUUCGACGAGCUACUCGUCAAGAUGCCGAAGGAACACGAAGUGAUCGCCCAGUCGAUCCGAAUUGAAGUCGGACCACCGAAACGGCCCGUGCAUCGCAGCUCGCAAAUCGUCACAGUUGUCGGACCCGACUUCGCCCCUGCAAACAAGCCAUGGCGCACACGUUACUACCGCGCGCAGCAGUGCGCUUGAGCUCCCAAUCCUCACUCCUCGCAGCCACAUGCGCCACUGUCACGCCAUGUCGACAACUCUUCCCGCGCACCCCGAAAACGCAAGGCCCCGCGCGAACCUUCACCUGUAGCCCAAUUGUGCAGAAGAAAGCUGGCAAGACCAACAAAGCCAAUGCCCGAACCGACUCAACCCCCGUCUCAAAAGCGGGAACGUCCACUGCGACAGAUGAAGCCUACGACCUUUCCAUCCUCGAGUCAGAGAUCCUCAGAGCCAUGGAGCAGCUCACGCACAAGCUCUCUCAACUGCGCAGCGGCGGCCGGCUGAACCCCGAGGUGGUAGAGAGCCUCAAGGUGCAGCUGGGAAGCGCGGGCAAGGACGGCGACGGGAAGGAGACAGUGCGGUUGGGCGACAUCGCGCAGGUCGUGCCCAGGGGAAGAACGCUGAAUGUCCUCUGUGGAGAGGCUGAGCAUAUCAAACCGGUAUCGACAGCAAUUGCAGCGUCGCCGCACUCGCUCACACCACUCACGCCCGAAGCAUCGACCCCCUUGACCAUACAAGUUCCUCUCCCCCCUCCCACAGGCGAAACUCGUCGCGCGGCUAUUCAGUCGGCAUCAGCAGCUGCUGAGUUGGCGGAUAAGUGGAUUGCAAAGGCGCGCCAGAAUCACAACCAGAAGUUGAGGAAGUACCAGCUCGACAAGACUGUCCUGCCAGACGAUCUGCAGAAGGCGGGGAAGAGGAUGGAAGAGGUGGUCAAGAAGGGCCAUUCUGAAGUGAAGAGGAUUGUAGAUGGCGCGAAGAAGGUGCUUGAGGCACAAUAGAUGUCUUGGGCAGGGCUUUCGCGUCUGAAGAGCGUGUAGGAUCAUAUGUGAUGGGCGUGUUUGGAGCGCCGGCGAGUGUAGAGAGAAAACUACGAA
Messenger RNA from Paraphaeosphaeria sporulosa, 1204 nucleotides. RefSeq names its product ribosome recycling factor. The transcript has 3 exons. Gene Ontology annotation, molecular function: ribosomal large subunit binding. Gene Ontology annotation, cellular component: mitochondrion. Bases 272 to 1108 code for a protein of 278 amino acids. NCBI's taxonomy places the organism in Eukaryota, Fungi, Ascomycota, Dothideomycetes, Pleosporales, Didymosphaeriaceae. The record is from RefSeq and is a predicted model, not a curated record. Gene Ontology annotation, biological process: translation.